Messenger RNA from Peromyscus eremicus (cactus mouse), 3059 nucleotides. It is a transcript of the gene Zscan18, whose product is annotated as zinc finger and SCAN domain containing 18. Lineage: Eukaryota; Metazoa; Chordata; Mammalia; Rodentia; Cricetidae. The transcript is spliced from 9 exons. The record is from RefSeq and is a predicted model, not a curated record.
GGUGCCGUGUUUUUGUUUCUUAAGCUAGUAUUUUCCGGUCUUAGUCUCCGCCUCUCAGGUUCUGGUGGUCCUAGACUUUUUUUUUUCCUUCAGGUUUCUGUUUGUUUACUCCGUUGUCAUGGCAUCGGAAGUGACGCAGGCGCACGUGGCGGCGAAGCGGAGCCAGCCUUCCCUCUGAUAGACUGGCGAUGCUGUCAGAGCAGCUUCGCCCCGCCCAGGUCUGGCGAACGGCCCCGCGGCGUGCUGGGGGUCGCGGUUUCCGGCGCUGCAGGCCGCGCACGCGUACUGCAGUGGGCCGCCAUCACCUCUCCGUGUUCGAGACUGCGGGAGCCCGUGGGGCAUCGCUGCGCAGCAGGUCCUGGUAUUGCUGACCUCUCCUGGGUACCUCGUUAUCCUUGCUGUCUCCGCUGAGUUCUUGGCUAGACACAGUUGCAUUUCUGUGGAGGCCUGCGAAGAUGCUGCCUUUGGAGAGGGCACUGGCCUCCCCCAGAAGCUCCCUACCCCACCGAGAACCACCUACUUUGCAGUCAGAAGAUAGAUCCCAACAGGAAGAGCCCAGCCAGCAGGAAGAACCCAACGAGAGGGAAGUACUCAUUAAACAACAAGAACCAAGCCAGCAGGAGGAACCCAGGAGGCGGGAUGAACCCAUCCAGGAAGAAGAACCCAUUCAGCUGCUAGAACCUAGUCAGAGGGAUGAGCCCAACCAGGGAGAGGGAUCCAGUCUGCAGGAUAGUCCUCCCAACCAGAGGGAAGAACUCAGUGAGCAGCAAGAACCCAGUCAGCGGGAUGAGCCUAGUCAGGAGGAAGAACCUGGCCAGAAGGAUGUACCCAUGCAGCAGGAAGAACCUAUGCAGCAGGAUGAGCCUCACCAGUGGGAAGAACCCAUGCAGCAAGAUGAACCCAUGCAGCAAGAUGAACCCAUGCAGCAGGAGGAGCCCAUGCAGCAGGAAGAACCCAUUCAGCAGAACAAACCCAUCCAACAGGAAGAACUCAUCCACCAGGAGCCACCCAUCUACCAGGAUGCUUCCAUCCAACAAGAACUUAUCCAGCAGGAGGAGCCCAUUCAGCAGGAACUGAUUCAGCAGGAGUCUAUUCAGCAAGAUAAGUCCAUCCAAAAGGACGAAUUCAUUCAGCAGGAGGAGCCCAUUCAGCAUGAUGCUUCCAUCCAACAGGAACUCAUCCAGCAAGAGGAGCCCAUUCAGCAGGAACUGAUCCAGCAAGAGUCUAUUCAGCAGGCUAAGUCCAUCCAAAUGGAAGAAUUCAUUCAGCAAGAGAAGCCCAUCCAGCAGGUAGGGCCCAGCAAACAGGAGGAACCCAACCAGCAGGAGGAAUCCAGCCAACAGGAGGAACCCAGCCAACAGGAAGAACCCAGCCAACAGGAAGAACCCAGCCAACAGGAAGAACCUAGUCAGCAGGAAGAACUCAGCCAACAGGAAGAACCCAGCCAACAGGAAGAACCUAGCCAACAGGAAGAACCUAGUCAGCAGGAAGAACUCAGCCAACAGGAAGAACCCAGCCAACAGGAAGAACCCAGCCAACAGGAAGAACCUAGUCAGCAGGAAGAACUCAGCCAACAGGAAGAACCCAGCCAACAGGAAGAACCCAGCCAACAGGAAGAACCUAGUCAGCAGGAAGAACUCAGCCAACAGGAAGAGCCUAGCCAACAGGAUCAACCCAACCAACAGGAAGAAUCCAGCCAACAGAAGGAAACAGAAACCAUCACUGAGAGAUCUGCUGCUGACCUUGAGUUUUCCCGCUUGCGCUUUCGGGAGUUUGUCUACCAGGAGGCAGCUGGGCCUCACCAGACUCUGGCCAGACUUCAUGAGCUAUGCCGCCAGUGGCUGCGGCCCGAGGCCUGCUCCAAAGAGCAGAUCCUGGAACUGCUGGUUCUGGAGCAGUUCCUGGGCAUCUUGCCAGACAGGGUUCGUCCCUGGGUGGUAGCCCAGUAUCCUGAGAACUGCAAGAAGGCUGCCUCCCUGGUGGAGGGUCUCUCUGACAUCCUGGAGGAGCCAGGAAUGAUGUUGUGUUCCCCGGGUGGGUCAUCAUCUUCAUUCAGCGAGGGAGACUAUGAGAGGUGUCGUGAGCCCUUGCUGCUACCUCGUGGGUUGUUGAGUCCCAGCAGAAACCUAAGACCUAGGGACAUCCUUGUACGCCGUGAUACUUCUCCCCUUCUUCCAGCCUGGCCUACUCUGGAAUCUGUGCACCCGGAUGAAGAGCAUACAGAAGGAGAAAAGAAUGAAGAGGCCAACCCUGCCACAGCUGAGACAAAGGAGCCUCUACAGUCAGAAUGGGACCACCUGGACCCCAGAGAGGAUAACCUGACCAGUUACAGCAAGCUUCUCCUGUGGGGGUGUCAGUUUUUCCAGGCUGGUCCAUCCUCCACGCUGGAGACGGAGGAACCAGAGGAACCUUGUGCGGUGGAAGAACUGCCAGGAGGCAGCCUCCCAGAUAGCAUCGGGCAGCAGGAAAGCAAAGGAAAUGUGUGCGAGGAAGUCUCCAUGGGGAAGACAGUGAUGGAGAGGCUUUUGAGGGAUGUUCCUGUUAGCCCUGCAAUAGAUACUGCCCAGGAGGAGGAACAGCAACCUCAGAAGGCUCUGGAUGCUGAGGAUGAGGAUCCUGCCAGUUCCCAGAGGCAGUCAGUCAUCCAGCAGUCAGCCCAGGACAAGGAUACCCCACAUCAAGGCACUGGGACAAAGAGGCGUCAUCCAGAUGACGAGGAUGAAGAGGACCCUGAGUGUCCUUCCAGCUCCAGCAGCUACAAAGUGCCGUCUGAUGCCGGGAAGGUGCUUCAUGUGUAUGGCCAUGAUUCUGGGCAGGACCCAGGAACUUCUGCUGCAGGAUGUCCUGCAACUGAUGAGUUUGAUGCAUCCCAAGGGAAGCCCUACACAUGUAGUGAAUGUGGAGAGGCCUUUGCAUGGAUCUCGAACCUCCUGGAGCAUCACAAGAGCCACAACACUGAGACAUGCUAGCAGCCCAAAGAGACCAUAAAGAUGGCGGUGCAAAGAGUAAGAGGGCUCCUGAGAACACAAAGGAUGACCCAGGUCUACCCUGAGAUUUGA